Messenger RNA from Penicillium verrucosum, 588 nucleotides. Its product is annotated as carboxymuconolactone decarboxylase family protein. The coding region runs from base 1 to 588 and encodes 195 amino acids. The record is from RefSeq and is a predicted model, not a curated record. Lineage: Eukaryota; Fungi; Ascomycota; Eurotiomycetes; Eurotiales; Aspergillaceae. The transcript is spliced from 2 exons.
AUGCGUCUGCCCUACGCCCCUUCCACCCCACCUGUCGAUGCAUCCCCAGACACCGCCGACAUCUAUGCCCGCAUCGCGGAGCGCAGAAACCCCCGUCCUUUGAUCCCACUUGAUUUGUCUCUCCUCCAUAGUCCACCUGUCGCAGAUGGUUGGAACUCCUUCAUCGGAGCUAUUCGGUCGCGCACUCUAGUUGACUCUGGUGUCAUGGAGUUGGCAGUCUGCCGUGUUGCCGUACUCAAUAACGCUGUUUACGAGUGGAAUGCUCAUGCUCCACUAGCUCUGAAAGACCGCUCUUACACUGCCUUCCACCGCCGAGGGGAUGUUGCCGAGCUUGAGAAUAGCGCACUCACCGCGCAGCAGCGCGCAGUUCUACGCUAUACCGACCAAAUGACUCGUACCAUCAGAGUUCAAGAUGAUGUUUUUGCUGAAUUGAAGAUGGUCGGGUAUGAUGACCGCGACAUCGUGGAGCUCACCACCGGCAUCGCCGGUUAUAACUGUGUGAGUCGGUUCUUGGUUGCGCUAGACGUCGGUGAGAACAAUGCUCGCGAGAUGAAGACUGUGGAUGAGUUGGUCGCUACUCUGCAAUAG